Messenger RNA from Nymphaea colorata (pocket water lily), 1667 nucleotides. Its product is annotated as patatin-like protein 2. The record is from RefSeq and is a predicted model, not a curated record. NCBI's taxonomy places the organism in Eukaryota, Viridiplantae, Streptophyta, Magnoliopsida, Nymphaeales, Nymphaeaceae. Gene Ontology annotation, molecular function: glycerophospholipase activity; monoacylglycerol lipase activity. The transcript has 7 exons. Gene Ontology annotation, biological process: lipid metabolic process. Bases 170 to 1396 code for a protein of 408 amino acids.
CAGGUUGCCCUCAUCUUGACUUGAGGAAUACAGAAAGAAUCCGUGUUUUCUGUACAUAUAGACAAUUUGGUCAUUGCUCGUUGAAGCUUAGAGUCCCCUCCAGGAACAGCGACUACUGCUACUCUUUUGGGCUUCGUUGUAUGUGCCUGCGCAGCACAUAGAUACAGUCAUGGGAUCGGUUGUGCAGAUUCAGCCACCAACUUAUGGUAAUCUGGUUACGAUUCUCAGCAUAGAUGGUGGUGGUAUCAGAGGCAUCAUCCCUGGAACGAUCCUUGCAUUUCUUGAGAAACAGCUGCAGGAACUGGAUGGACCAAACGUGAGGCUAGCAGACUACUUCGAUGUCAUUGCAGGAACAAGCACAGGAGGCCUGGUGACUGCCAUGUUAACCGCCCCAGAUGAAAAUAGACGUCCACUCUUUGCUGCCAAAGAUAUCGUUCCCUUCUACCUCGAAAACUGUCCUAAAAUCUUCCCCCAGUACACAGGUAAAUUUGCUUCACUGAUGAAGAUGUACAGGGCAAUGAGAGGGCCUAAGUACAGUGGCCAUAACUUGCACAAAAUUGUGAAAGAGAAACUAGGGAAAAGAAAGCUGCUGGAGACACUCACCAACGUGGUCAUUCCGACUUUUGACAUCAGAUUGCUACAGCCCGUUGUGUUCUCCACGUAUGAGGCAAAGACCAAUGUCUCAAAGGAUGCCUCCCUUUCUGAUAUAUGCAUCAGCACCUCUGCUGCACCAACGUACCUGCCUGCUCAUUACUUCGAAACAAAGGACUCCCAAGGCACAACAAGGCAUUACAACCUAUCAGAUGGUGGUGUGGCAGCAAACAAUCCUUGUUUGUUAGCUAUUGGGGACAUCACCAAAGAGAUCUUCAGUGGCAACCCGGACUUCUUCCCAAUCAAGCCCAUGGAUUAUGGAAGAUUUCUGGUCAUCUCUCUGGGUACAGGCUCGUCCAAGGUUGAAAGGAAGUAUAGCGCGAAGAAGGCAGCAAAAUGGAGCGUCAUAAAUUGGCUAUACGACAAUGGCCGCACUCCACUGGUUGAUGUUUUUUCUCAGGCCAGCGCGGACAUGGUGGACCUCCAUAUUUCUGUAGUUUUUCAAGCUCUCCGAUCUGAACAAAACUACCUCAGAAUUCAGGACGACUGUUUAACUGGGACGUUGGCUUCGGUGGACGUAGCAACUGAAGAAAAUCUGGCCAACCUUGUGAAGGUAGGAGAACAACUGUUGAAGAAACCAGUCUCCAGGGUGAACCUUGAAACAGGUCUCUUUGAACCAGUGGAUGAAGGCACCAAUGAAGAAGCUCUCAUUAAAUUCGCGAAAGUGUUAUCUGAUGAAAGGGCUGUUCGUCUUCAAAGAUCACCAAGCACUCACUCCAUGUUCGUCAAGUACAAACACGGAUGAAAACUAGGAUGCUAACUUGCAUGCACUCUUACAGUCCUCAUGGAGAAAAAUAUUUCCUAUUUAAUCUCCUUGUUCUCUUUGUUCUAUGGACACUUUCUUUGGUUUGCAUUUAGAUAAAGAUGGGUUCUGCCAGUUACAACAGCAGACGAUGGUGCCCCUGCAGUGGUUGUACUUUCAGUGGAGUUCUUCUAUAGCAAGUGUAUAAAUUGCUAAUAAAGUGACUUUGGCUUUUAAAUAAGAUAUGCAAGGGAAGUGCAAUUGUUUUGGCUCA